AUGGCCUCCAGGUACUAUGCUCAGACCAUCUCUUCUGGCUCCGUCAAGGGACUGUGUGGCCCCUCUGGGGGUGGGAUCACUCGGAAUUCUUCCAUCCAUUCUGGCAGCUCUUGCAGAGUGCCAAGCCUUGCCUUCAGCAGUAGGAGUGUCUCUUCUUCUUCCGUUAAGCUGGGAUCGGGGAUCGGCAUGCCCAACAUCUGCCCACCAAGCAGCUGCUUUGGACCUGGGUUCGUUGGAGGCUUCAGCUGGCACGACGAGGGCAUCCUCAGCUGCAACGAGAAGGAGCUGAUGCAGUCCCUGAAUGACCGCCUGGCCAGUUACCUGGAGAGGGUGCGGUGCCUAGAGCAGGAAAACACCAACCUGGAAUGCAAGAUCCGUGAAUGGUACGAAUGCCAGGCCCCCUAUGUGUGCAUCGACUUCCAGUCUUACCAAAAGAUUAUUGAGGAACUCCAGCACCAGAUCCUGUGUGCCAAGAAUGAAAAUGCCCGACUGGUGUUGGAAAUUGACAAUGCCCGCCUAGCUGCUGAUGACUUCAGGACCAAGUACGAGACCGAGCUAGCACUUCGCCAGAGUGUGGAGGCUGACAUCAAUGGACUGCGCAGAAUUUUGGAUGAACUGACCUUAUGCCGGGCUGACCUGGAGGCCCAGCUUGAAUCCAUGAAGGAGGAGCUCCUUUGCCUCAAGAAGAACCACGAGGAGGAAGUCAAUGCACUACGCUGCAAGCUUGGGGCCAGAGUUAAUGUGGAGGUGGACGCCGCCCCAUCGUGUGACCUGAAGAAGAUUCUGGAUGAGAUAAGGAGCCAGUAUGAAAGCCUGGCUGAAAAAAAUCGCAGAGAUGUUGAGAGUUGGUUCUCCUGCAAGAUGGAAGAGCUGAACCAACAGGUUGUCUCCAGUGGUGAAGAGCUGCAGACUUGUCAGUCAGAAGUCAUUGAGCUGAGACACACGGUCCAAGCCCUUGAAAUUGAUCUGGAUGCCCAACAGAAUAUGAAAGGUGCUCUAGAAUGUACCCUGCAAGAAACCGAAGCCCGUUACAGCGCCCAGCUGGCACAACUCCAGUGCCUGAUCAGCAACAUCGAGGGUCAGUUAGGUGACCUCCGAUCUGACAUGGAACGCCAAAACUAUGAGUACCAGGUGCUCCUAGAUGUCAAGACUUGCUUAGAAUCGGAAAUUGCAACCUAUCGACGUCUUUUGGAGGGAGAAGACUGCAUGUUUCCCAAUGUUCUGAGCGUGCCAGAAUGUCCCCCUCCAGUCUGUGCUCCGGUCCCUCAGAUCACUAAAAAAAUCCGCACCAUUACAGAGGAGAUUAAGGAUGGAAAGAUCAUAUCCUCUCGGGAAGAAGUCCAGCAUUUGAUGUAG
Molecule: messenger RNA, 1356 nt
Organism: Varanus komodoensis (Komodo dragon)
Lineage: Eukaryota; Metazoa; Chordata; Lepidosauria; Squamata; Varanidae
Product: keratin, type I cuticular Ha6-like
Exons: 7
Coding region: 1-1356 (451 amino acids)
Molecular function (GO): structural molecule activity
Source: RefSeq, a predicted model, not a curated record